Lynx canadensis (Canada lynx) is the source of this 8380-nucleotide messenger RNA. RefSeq names its product muscleblind like splicing regulator 1 (gene MBNL1). Lineage: Eukaryota; Metazoa; Chordata; Mammalia; Carnivora; Felidae. The transcript is spliced from 11 exons. Gene Ontology annotation, molecular function: metal ion binding. The record is from RefSeq and is a predicted model, not a curated record. The coding region runs from base 3745 to 4944 and encodes 399 amino acids.
GAGUCCUAGAUUUGACCAUUAUUUUAUAUGAGUUUUGUUAGCCAUCCCUUUUUCCUUCAUCUAACGUAAAAUAACAUUUUUUUCUCUUCUCAGUCAUUUACGAGGAUGUUUAUUUUACCGUUUCUAACAUUCAAGGGUCUUUCUUGUAUUUCUUUGUAUUCUGUUCGGUGGAGCAGAAAAUCUGUCUCAGUUUCAAUUUCUCUUUUGUUCCCAGAACUUCCCCCCUUCUCCAGUGCCGAAGUGGAAAAAUAAUUUCCCUUCUUGCACCAUACACAGGUCCAAAGUCCUGUUUUUCACCAUGUUGCUCCAAACAGCAAAUUUUCUAACCCACAAGAAAAGAGAGCACCAAAGUGCUAACUUGGAAGUCUACAAGGGUCUGAGAACAAUUGAAAAUAAAUUCCCACAAUGGGGAUUAGUCCUUAGUGGUCCACUGGACAUCCUGAGGUGUGUGUGGAAGCCAGCUAGGGCACCAACCUGUUAGCAGACGCAUAGGUGGCCCAGCUCAGAAGUCAUGGGUUCGUUGUCAUGGAGAAUGAAAGGCAAAUUGAAGACAUUAAAAGGCAAGUAGCAAACAAUCCAGUAGGCUAAGCCAGGGAUUUGGGAGUCUCCCAAGGUUCCUCCCUUCCUCAUUCCCUGCGUGAGUCAUUUUUCCAGUCUGUCCACACCCAUUCACCCUUCUUCUAUGGGCCGCCACCCCGCACUCCCAUUCACCCUCAAGCUGCUGCCACAGGAUCUUUCUGAAAUACAAAUCCAAACUCUACCUACCUAUCCCCUUGCUGUAUAAACUCUUCCAUUUCAUCAUGGUGUUCAGAGCAGAGACUCCUGGGCUUAACACAGACCUGCUUUUGGCUCAUCUCCUGCCACUCCCCUACACUUACUCUUCCUUCACCUCUAACAGGAAGGCUGAUAGGCCCGUUGUACUGACCAUGCUCUUUUCUUCACUCGUCCAGCCCCAACUCCCUUUCCAUCUCGCUAAUUCCUAUAUACCUUUCAAGGCACCUGUUCAAAAUAACUCCUCCAGGAAGCCUUCCCUAACCUUCCUCAGGCCCCCUUGGGCUUGCCUACACCAUCUUAGCAUUCACCCCUCAGGCAGAAUUAAUUGGUUUGUCUCUUUCCUAGUAGAAGUAUCAUCCUUGACUGUGUAGGAAAUGUUUUAUCCAUUCUUGUAGCUCUGGCAUAGCAGGCAUUCAAUGUAGUUGUUGCAGUGAAUGCCGAAUUAGAAGGAAGGAAGUCCUCACAGCUACUAAUUGGCAGAUAGAGAAUGCCCAUUCCUGUCCUCUGAGAAAGUGUCAGUGUCCUCUUAAUCUACUUCAACUGUGUGUGUGCUUGGGUACUUUUUAAUGAUUAACACUGAUAAGUAGGGCCAUCUAAUUAAUUAAUUAACUAGUUAAUUAAUUAAUUAAUUUGUAUGGAAGGGAGCAGUGCGCAGUAUUAACUCAGUGAUUUGUGGAUCUAGUCAAGGGUCAGAACUCAAGUCUGUUAUUAGUGCCUCUGGACUUAUUUCUGAACCUUAGCACCUUUCAUGAUCUUUUUCCUUCUCCUCCAGAAACCAGCCGCACCCUCUUUAACACAACUUAAUAAAGUUGUAGGAAGAACACUGCACCUUACCUACCAUUUCAUUCCAGAUUGUGUCCAAAACAUCGAACCAAUGGUUUAAAUUAGAUUCAUUAUUGAACAAGUUAUCAAAAUUCCUUAAAUCCAAAGGAAAUUCUGCCCCCAAAUCUCCAAAACAUUAUCACAUCACAUUAACCCCAAAUUCUUUCCAUUCAAAGGGAAGCCAAGUUACAUCUUACAACACCCAAUGAAUUAUGAUUCGGGGCUGUGGUUUCUUUUGCUCCAACAAUAAUAUGACUUAUGUGCCUUAGAAUAUUCCAGUAUUUCAGAAAAUGGCAUUUUAUUUUUAAAGAAGGGGCUGUGCUUUUCUAUAAAUCAUGUAAUGCGGAGUUGGGAAGAAAGGGUUUUACAUUCCAAAUAUUAUUUACAAGCUAGACGGGAAGCUGGAACAGGAGUUUUUGUGCUUGUGUGACAAUCAGUUUUACUAAGGAACUGCAAACUGCGCACACGCCGUUACUUGAGGCAGACACACACUGGCAGCCUUGCAGAUGUUUUUCCCGCCUGUGAGCCAUCCAGGUUCAAAAACUGUGUGGUGCAUUUUAAGGCGGCAGCCCCAUCCGAUCCUUACCGUUUCAUGCCGAUCGGAUUCUCACCUUCAACCUAACCUUGCCGGCUUCCUUAUAAAAGACCCAUCCACAGGCCUCUUUAAAAAAAAAAAAAAAAAAAAAGAAAGAAAGAAAGAAAAAAGAACCUAUUUGUCCGCCCGGCUGGUCGGAAGGAGCAGAAAGUAGUAGGGGUGCGUCCCGUUUGCACUAUAGCUCGGCUGCAAUAAUGUUGAACGUGUAAGAUGGAACAUACCACCGGUUGGCUGCGGGGAUGCACCUCGCCAGCGCCGGCUGCGGUUUCCUUUUGCUCGGUGCGCCGACCCGCGAGCGGCCACGACCACCCCUUGCGGACUUUGUUCGGUUGAGGGGCGCCAGGGCGGCCCGGGGAAGGGCGGGAGGGCGGCGGAAAGUUGAAGAGCGUUUUUUCGCGGCCGCGUGCGUCCGGGAGCUCGACGAGUCCGCCCCGGGCUUCCUGGUGGGGCUGGGCUGGCGGGGGAGGGGCCGCGCAGCAGCAGCGGAAACCAGACCUCGGCGAUAAGAGGCUGCACAGCGACAUGCAACAGUCUUUCCACUGCAGCUGAAUGAGUUGUGGCGCUCACAAUGCUCCCGUGACCGGGAACUGACAAGUUCAAUUUUAAAUCGCGGGCCUCUUGGAAUCAGGACUCCCACAAUGCCUUGGGCACUCGGUCGGCAGUCGGGCUGCCUCUGAAAAAAAAUGUGAGAGGUUGGUACUAAGAAGUGCCUUUCCUGACGUCUCUGCUGCUUGGACCCGCUUCUAGAGCAGUCUCUGCUUUUGCCUUGCUUGCUGCCAGCUAGACUGUGACGACAGCACAUCCACCCUCCACUUCUAGCCCAGACACCCCCAUUUCUACUUAUAAUCAAGACAAAAGCUCUAAGUAUCUGGCAUUGCCCUAGGCUGCUUUAGUUUUAAAAGAAAAGUUUGCUGAAAAAGUCAGAUCUCUUCUGCCAGGAAAUCAAGGAGGAAAAAAAAAUCAGUUUCUCGAUUUGCUCUAAACUGCUGCAUCUGUCUAUGCCAAACUAAUCAAUACCGAUUGCACCACCAAACUCCAUUGCAAAUUCAGCUGUGAGGAGAUUCCCUUUCAGACAACUUUGCUGAAAGCAGCUUGGAAAUUCGGUGUCAAAGGGUCUGCCACGUUUUCAUGCUUGCAUUUUGGGCUCCAAAUUGGCACUGGGAAGGGGUUACUGAGAGCACAAGGCUGAUCCGAGGCCCUACUUUUAAACGUUCAUCUACUUACGAUUCUAGUAUUUCUCUGUAAACCAAAACCUCUUGAAUUAACAGUUUCAUGCUGUGAAUUUCUAGUGGGAGAUCUUUUCCUUGAUAUUGACAACACAGUUUUCCAUGUACUUUUAAAGCAGGGAGUGGGGAAAAAAGUAUUUUGGAGGGGACAUUUUCAUCAGCCUUUUACAGUCUUAUCAGUUCAGCUUUUUGAGGUUUUUUUUUUUUUUGGUGUUUUUUUUUUUUUUUUUUUUGGUUGUUGCUGGGUUUAUUUUUAUUUUUAUUUUUUUGUGGGGGGCUGGGUCUGUUGGUUUCACUGCAAAAUUUAACUACCUGUAAAAUCUAAACAUGGCUGUUAGUGUCACACCAAUUCGGGACACAAAAUGGCUAACACUGGAAGUAUGUAGAGAGUUCCAAAGGGGGACUUGCUCACGGCCAGACACGGAAUGUAAAUUUGCACAUCCUUCGAAAAGCUGCCAAGUUGAAAAUGGACGAGUAAUCGCCUGCUUUGAUUCAUUGAAAGGUCGUUGCUCCAGGGAGAACUGCAAAUAUCUUCAUCCACCCCCACACUUAAAAACGCAAUUGGAGAUAAAUGGGCGCAAUAACUUGAUUCAGCAGAAGAACAUGGCCAUGUUGGCCCAGCAAAUGCAACUAGCCAAUGCCAUGAUGCCUGGUGCCCCAUUACAACCUGUGCCAAUGUUUUCAGUUGCACCAAGCUUAGCCACCAAUGCAUCAGCAGCCUUUAAUCCCUACCUGGGACCUGUUUCCCCAAGCCUGGUUCCAGCAGAGAUCUUGCCGACCGCACCAAUGUUGGUCACAGGGAAUCCUGGGGUCCCCGUGCCUGCAGCUGCUGCGGCUGCUGCACAGAAAUUAAUGCGGACAGACAGACUUGAGGUAUGUCGAGAGUACCAGCGUGGCAACUGCAACAGAGGAGAAAACGAUUGCCGGUUUGCUCAUCCCGCUGACAGCACAAUGAUUGACACCAAUGACAACACAGUGACCGUGUGUAUGGAUUACAUCAAAGGGAGAUGCUCACGGGAAAAGUGCAAAUACUUUCAUCCUCCUGCACAUCUGCAAGCCAAGAUCAAGGCUGCCCAAUACCAGGUCAACCAGGCUGCAGCCGCUCAGGCAGCAGCCACCGCAGCUGCCAUGACUCAGUCGGCUGUCAAAUCACUGAAGCGACCCCUCGAGGCAACCUUUGACCUGGGAAUUCCUCAAGCUGUACUUCCCCCAUUACCAAAGAGGCCUGCUCUUGAAAAAACCAACGGUGCCACCGCAGUCUUUAACACUGGUAUUUUCCAAUACCAACAGGCUCUAGCCAACAUGCAGUUGCAACAACAUACGGCAUUUCUCCCACCAGGCUCAAUAUUGUGCAUGACACCCGCUACAAGUGUUGUUCCCAUGGUGCACGGUGCUACGCCAGCCACUGUGUCCGCAGCAACAACAUCUGCCACAAGUGUUCCCUUCGCUGCAACAGCCACAGCCAACCAGAUACCCAUAAUAUCUGCCGAACAUCUGACUAGCCACAAGUAUGUUACCCAGAUGUAGAAUUUUCAUCACUAAACAAUCAUACUAAAGAGGAAAGGACAGUGUGCUUGGUUAGCGUAAAGGACGAGGUCAUUAGCCAUACUGUAAAUACCGUCAAGCAACACACACAAAAACCCCUCAGCCACAAGACAUCCACAUAUUGCAUGUUAACCAGAAGAAGAGACAACAUGGAAAUCCACUGCACACUGUUGCCUAUACACUUUGUACAUUUAAUUGAUAUUUGUGCUGAGGUGAUAUUCCUGUCUGAAAGAAGAACAACAUUGUCUUUCUUUUCUAGCACAGAGUUCUGCAUUAAAAGAUGCAUACCUAAUUAGUUUCCUAUAUAUUCAUGCCAUCUUGAAAAGACAGACUAUGGUGUAACCAUGAUUCUAUUAUGUAUUGGUACGUCUGUAGACCAAGGUAUAAUUUUUUAAAAAUAAGUUUAUUUCUUUCAAGGUUUACAAAUAACAAAGGUGCACCUUGUAUUUAAAAUCGCCAUUAUAGACGAGAGCGUGCAUGCACAGUCAUUUUUGUUUAAGAGUAAUAUUUUUAAUGUAAUAGAUUUUAAGAUGUGGUGAGGGAGGGAUCUGACAGAGAUGAAUGUGCCAAGCAAAACCACAACUGUGUAUCUUUUAAAGCACAUCAUGGCUUUAAGUACCAUGUUGUUAAGGAUUCUCAUGAAGUGCCAUAGACUGUACAUCAAAUUAGAGUAUUAUUUCUUCAGUGUUAUUGUUUUCAGAGCCACAUUUUGUUGCUUAUUUGCUAGUACUAAUCAGUCAAAGGGCACCAUUCUUUUUUCCUUUUUUUUUGGAAACCAAAGCUGUCUCAGAAAUGGCCAAUUUAACUCUACAGUAACAAUAGACAGCACAACACAAACUCUCUCAAUACCGAUAAACUCACACAUACUGGAGAUAUAUAUAAUAGAUAUAUAUAUAUAAAAUUAUUUUAAUGCAUUGUAGUGUAAUAUUUAUGCAUACUAUACUGUGUAACAUGUUAUUCAAAAGGGAUAUGCCAUUUCUGAGACACGAUAACAAAAAAAAUGUUUGAGGAAAUUAUUUUGCUUCUAUUUAUAGCUCUGUCAAAAGUCAAACGACUAUAAAUGCUUUGCAAAAAUGGUUUCACAUUUGCUUAAAUGCUUCACCACAGUCACGUUUAAAAUAGUGACUCUAAACAAAGAAGAAAGCAGCACUGUCAUCAGAUGCAUGAUAAACCAAAAUAUGAAAAUGGGAAAUGUUUAAUUAACCUAGUAAUUGGGUGGGUUAAGUACAUGGGUGAAUUUUAUAUGUGAUUUGUUUUGUUUUGUUUUGUUUUGUUCAGAUUAACUGCUUAUAGCCUUAGAAAGCCUUUUACAAAAUUAAAAAAAAAUAGAUGUGCAUUCAGUUUUUAAGAAUGGAUUCAUCCAAAGGAAUUCCUUUUUUGUGGUUUGGAUGUUGCAGCUUGUAAAGGAUAUUUUUGCUCUGAUUGGCAGUUCUAAAAAUUGCUGACGUCAGGGCCAGGUCACUGGUAGUUAUAGUGUGGAAUGGGAGAAGCGAAAGUUCAGUUAUAGAACUUUCCAUACUUCCAAGUUUACUGCAAGUUUUUAUGCUUGAGAGAGAUGCUUUCUAAUAUAAGACUGAUGUGUUGAUUUUACUGAUUGUACUGUACAUCUAUUAAAGCCUUAGAUUAUUACAUUACGGGUUGGAACCCAUACCAAUGUAAUUUCAAUCAUGUUAAGAGAGUAAUGGUGACUUCACAUGUUAUUGUAGUUAGUUACAUUAUAGAAUAUUACUUAUUUUUCUUGUUAAAAUGUAGUUUUUCAUUUCCUACAUUUAUUAGAUUUCAUUUUCUAUUAACAAUUGAAUACCAUUUCAGUUUAUAGACUCUUGUUUUAUUAGAUUUUACCGAUGAAUUUUUCAAAAUACAAAAAAAAAUUAAAGUAGUUUUUCCUUCAUAACAUACUCAGUUUUGAAUUACAUGUAGUGUCAUACGAAUAUUCGUAUUAUUGUUAACUAAAUGAUUUAUAUUUUACUGAUUUAAUAUUAAAGUGUAAGAAUGUCAGUCAUUGUUAGUUCUUGUCUAGUUUUCAUUAAAAGAACAAAGAUCUUUUAUAUGGAUAUCUUAUAAAUAUAUAAUCAUUGCUAAGUAAGAAGUUAAGUUGUUGCUAUCGCAACAAUCCUGGCAGACAAUUGAGUAAUAUUUUGAUGAUUUAUUUUGUUUGUAAUUAGUUAUUAUAAGAAGAUCUAGAUCCUAGAUAUUAGAAUAAAAUUUAUUUUCUACUGUAUCCAUUUCAAAUGUUAAAGUAUUGUUUAAUAUUUUUGAAAUCCCUGAAUAUCAGGCCUUGUUAUAAAUAAGCUGCAUAAUCAAUAAAUAGAACAAGGGACUUUUUUGUUGAUAAUCCAAAUACUCAAAGUUUACGUAAUGAGAAUUAUAGCGUGUGUGCAAACUCUUGAGGGUUGAUUAUGCUGCAAUUUAGCAUGUUGGAACGUCUAGAGAGAAGGUUGACUUUUUGCACUUCUGUAUAUAGUCAAAAGAGAGAAACCUGUAUAAUAGUAAGAUCUUAUUUUGAAUAAAAACGUCUAUAAUUACAAGGAGUUUUGUUAAGGCUAAUAAAAUGACAGACUGAGCAAAAUUGCUUGCAAAAGUGGCACAGAGUUAGCACUCCAUACCCCUUCAAACAUGUUGCUUUGCUUUAUUGUGGACAGCUUGUAGUUUGCCAGGAUUUUUUCAGCUGGAAAGAUAUGCCAUCCUUCCGAGAUCUCAUGACUGACAAAAACUCCAUUGGGCCAAAUCUGCCUGAAGAUCAUUACCAAAAAUAGCAGGUACUUCAACCAUUAAGGUGAAAUCAUGGAUCAAAUAUUCCUUACAUUUUUCAAAACUACUGCAUGUUUAAAACUUCAACGAAAAAAAAAAAAAGAGAAAGAACUAUACUAAGGACAUAUAUUAUACAAAUCAGUUUCUGCCAAUUUCAGUGGUUUAUUGUUCACAAAAAAAAAAAAUCUUCAAAACAAGUAUUGACUCUCACAAAAUUUAAACCGUAAACAGGCAAACCAAACAGCACACCGUAGCUAUAGUUGUUAUGUGAUUGUUUUUUAAUUGCCGUAGGAUCCUGUUCUUUCAGCAGGUGAAAAAGCAAAACACCGUUCAAAUUUCACGGUUUUAAUUUUCAACUCAGAAGCACUCAGAAGAGCAAAUGUGAUCAUGGGCACUUGUUUAAUGAAUUCGUGUAUCCAGCCUUCACUCCCGCUGGCUGCACUUCUCAGCAACCCUACCGCUUUCAUCUGCUGAAAGGACAGAUGUGCUUGGUUUUACUAUUAUGUAAUCACAACUUACUUUCUGCUUGUAGUUGCUUAAAAUUAUGUAUUUUGUCUUGGGCUGCAAUUUGUUUUAUGCUUAUUUUAUUAUUACUGCAGUAGUUGACUUUGCUGUAUGGAAAAAUAAAGUGAAAUUGCCCUAAUAAAACUUCUCUUUCUUAAGUAUA